AUGUCCAAGAGUUUUGAACAGGACGGCCAGGCAAUCCAGCCUUUGCGUUUGAAGCCGAAAGACGCUGAGUUCUUGCAGGAGUCUUGGAAGCUGUUUCUGAACAGGGCUGGCGGUUUGGAACCUGCAGGGCAGGAAUUCUACCGACUUCUCUUUGAAAAGGAGCCAGAGCUCAAGAAGCUGUUCAAAGUGCCCGAGAUGUCACAGCAAGCGGCAUUCAUGCGCGCCAUGACAAGGUAUGUCUCGCUGCUGGCACAGCCAGAGCAGCUCAGGACUGCCAUUGAAAUGCUUGCCUUUAUGCACGUGAAUUUGGAUAUCUCGGAGACCGGGAUCUUUGCCUUUUCAGAAUCCCUGCUGGAGUGUGUGGAAGAUCAAGUCACCGACUGGGACCCCACGGACGUGGAAAGAGUCAUGGUGCUGCUCACGGACUUGACGGGCUACAUCGGCAAGGUCAUCGCGGCCGCCAAAGAGUCGAGUUCCGAAGUGCAGACCUUGUUGCGAAGUAGCUGGUUGCAAGCGCAAGAGAGGAACAUGCAACCUACCAAAACCAAAGAAGCAGAGACCGAUCACUUGGACUUCGUGCCUGAUGACUCGUUUACAGACAGCUUCGACAAGUCCGGGGAGAAGCAGAACCUGCCGGGUCUUUCCACGGAGAAGACGCCAAAGAAGGCCAUGGCAGCAGACGAGCUUUGGCGUGGCAGUGAGAUGGACACUCCAAAGACCAAUGGUGGCUCCACGCUGCCCACCAGCUUUCAGGAGAUGUUCCAAAUCAACGCCGCAGUCAUGGGAUACUCCAGGAGCUCCAGCACUUGGAUGCCCGUUGUUUUGGACUCGGUCGAGCGGAUCGUUUUGCAUGUGAACAGCGGUGGACGUAUCAAGGAGGAGACAAUGCUCUUGGCACUCAGGUGGAUUCGAGCUAUGCCCGGUGGCAACCGGGUGAGUUUGUCGGAAUUCAAAAGCUGCCUGCUGGCUGCCCUGCGCUCGACUUUACCACAAGUUUGGACACCGAAACACGAAGAAGCCUGGACCUGGCUUUGGGACAACGUGGUGCGCUCGGUGAAUCAGUACACCGAACGUACCAAGCCUUAUGAGCACGCGUUGUCGCAAGCCUAUGGCAGUUUCUCCGCUGGAAAAUUCCGGAAGAUCCAGAAGGAGUUCUUCACGGCCUUCUUUGAGAUCGCCCCGGUGGGUCAGAACUACUUCAAGCAGUCGCUGACGCGUCUCUUGUUCAUUGCCGACAAGGUGCUGAUCUUCAGCCUGGAGAUUUUACGGCAGCCCAAGAAGAUGGUCUCGGAAAUGUCCGCCUUAGGUUUGAAACACGUAGGCUUCGGCAUUCCAACGGACCUCUUCACACCCUUCAUCACGGCCUGCAUCAAGGUCUUUCGCAAGUUUUGCCCCAAAGAUCAAGCCAGCGAAGCCUUUGAAUGGGCCCUGAUUCUGGUGAGCGUCGUCUUGGUGCGGGCCAUCCAGGUCACCACAGUCACCACGAGGCAACGGGAAGUUGGCAAGCAGCUCUAUGAGAUACUCACCAACCAUGGAUUUGUCUAUGCCUUUGGCCUUCUCUCAUCACAAGAAAUCGCUGAAGUCUUCCGUGGUUCCAAAGGCUUCUUCUCGCCAUCCACAGACCGCAGCGCCUUGCCUCGCCUGACGCCGGCGACCAACGUGGGCUACGGUGCUGUGGGGAAUGAGGCGCUCAACGCGCGGCGCGCGGGGGAUAUCAAGGAGGCCUUCAACCUGCGGAAGGAGACACUCACAGAUGGCACGUUGAACUUCCAAGAGGGCUUCCCCAGCUACUGCCACCGGGCUUGGGAUCUCUGUGCUAUGGCCGCGCAAAGGGCGCUUUUGGCCUUCGGGGUGGCCCUGGGAUUGCAUGAGCCAGCGAUUUUUGCACGGUCACUCCGCACUUUUGACUUGUGUACCUUGCGGCUGCUGCGCUAUCCUCAAUCCGACGCUGGCAAUGGGUCCGCCUUACCUUGCGGUGAACACACGGAUUUCGGCUCCGUCACCGUGUUGUUAGUGGAAGAUGGGGUGCCAGGUUUGGAGGUGAGGACACCCACAGGUGGCUGGAUUUCAGCCCCUGGCAAAGAGGGUGCGGUCUUGUUGAACACCGGUGCUAUGCUGGCGCGCUGGUGCAACGAGCACGUGAAGGCCACGCCUCACCGCGUGGUGACGUUCCCGGGCCGGGAACGCUACAGCGUGGCCUUUUUUUGUGACCCGGACAAGGAGACCGUGGUGGAAGCCUUACCAGAAUUUACCAGGGACACACCUGCCAAGUUUCCUCCCAUCAAAGCAGAAGACUACCUCCAGCAGUGUCUCAAGGCUGCGAUGCACGGGGAGCUCAGUGAGGAAGCCAAGAAAUCCUUGGAAAUUUGUCACGCCCUUGCCUGUCCCGACUUCGUGUUGGCCAUGUUCGGGUCAUGUACAGAGCGUCGAUCCACAGUGGUCAUGACGGCCAUCAACGCCAACAACGAGAAGGCUCUGCAGAAAGCUUUGGCGGCAGCACCCAGAGGCGAACGAGCAACGUGGCUUCUCCAUAUCCAAGUGGGUGAUCAGUUCAUCUCCCCCUUCGUUUGGGCCCUGGAGAAUGGUUCGGAGAACAUCUGUCGCGCCAUGCUGAAAGAUCUGCUGAUCAUCCGCGCCGACCGCGCCAAGUACUACUACGGGGCGGAGGAGUUGUUCCAACGGCAUCCAGACAUCGUGAAGCGAUUGACGGACCGCACCAGCGCCCUGCUGCGGACGCUGCUGGACGGCUUGGUUUGGCGCUCCUACAGGUACAUGCUGCAGGAUGAGAAGGGCAAAUUCUCCUCGGCCAUCAAGUGGAUCUCUGCAGCCGGUGAUCCAUCCAUUGUUUCACACCCGGUGGUGGACGUGAAUAUCGAGCUGCUGUGGGCUGGAGUGGUGCGCAGGCAGUUUAUCGUCUCACGCAUGUGGAACAUCGUGAACUUGUUGAUCUUUAUCUUCGGACAGGAGAUCAUGCCUGCGACCAUCCGCUUCUACGGCGGCUCCACGCAGCUGUAUAGUCUGACCUUCUUCUUUCGAAUGUUUAGCUACAUCGUGGGUAUGGGUCGCUUGCUCAUGCUCCAGCUUCAUCGUGUUUGGAUUUGGUCCAGAGACACCAUGAGACGCAUCAUCGCGGACAUCGACACCGAUGGCAAUGGUGAAAUCGACUGGGAAGAGAUGAAGGAGGCCCUCAGCCGCUUCAAAGACACGGUCAAGGGCGAGAUUCGCAAAGCCCUGAAGGUGCUGCGCAACGAUGAAGAUGUGGAAGAGAUGGACACCAGCAAGAAAGACUUGGCGAAUCAGGAGAAGAACACUUACAAUCGAAUCAGCUUUACGGUGAUGCUGAUGUUGGUCCUCAUGAUGUUUUUGGAGCCCAUGUUGCGCUGCGCCAAUUCUCCAGAUUGGCCCACAGAUCAGUGUCCCGAAGCAACGGCAGAGAUCUUCUACUGGUACUCAGUGUGUGGCAUGAUUGCCAUGAUCGUCCAUUGGCUGUUGCUGAUUGACAUGACGAUCUUCUCAACCCAACUGUCUCAUGGUUUGGACUUUGGAGAAGGCACGAUCAGCAUCCUAUGCGAUCGGCAAUGUGGGGAUGAUGGAGGUAAUUUCAAUGACAUGUGGAAUGCCAUUAUCUCACUCUUCUCCAUCACCGUUGGACUCUAUCAGGGUGACUUCAGAGAAAUCCAAGGUGAUCCCAUGUUGCUGACCAUGAUCUAUUUGUUCCUCCUGGUGUCAGUGGUGUUGCUGCUCAACUUGUUGAUUGCGCAGCUGAAUCAGACCUACGAAUAUAUCAACAAGGACGUCUUGGGCUUUGCCCGGCUGAACCGUGCCUCAUUGGUGGUGGAUGCCAUGGCGUCAUGUCCCAAGGCCAAAUGGAAGUCCUUCAUCACAGAACUUCGCUUAGAUGAGAAACGCGAGUUCGACGAGGGUGAUUUGGGUUUGGCAGGUUGCAUCCAGAGCCAUGAGCCGUCGGGUCUCACCCGCCAGAACGAGGAGCCCAUCAAACGCUACGGCGGCACCACCGCCUCGGAGGCGCCGUGGCCCGAGGAGCGGCAGAAGCGCACCAACGACGGGGCCGAGGACAAUCCAGAUGUGCGGUUGGCGCACAUCGAGUAUCUACUGGAGAAAGCCUUGCGUCGCAAGGGUCUGGAAGUUGGCACCGGAGGCGCCGGGGUUGGGCCCCAAAGAUCAAAAUGGUUGAAGCAUGUUGAACCAGGCCGGGCUUGGAUGAUGACCUAUAAGCACUUUGUGUGA
Messenger RNA from Cladocopium goreaui, 4248 nucleotides. The record is from the annotation of a GenBank genome assembly. Lineage: Eukaryota; Dinophyceae; Suessiales; Symbiodiniaceae.